Molecule: messenger RNA, 2722 nt
Organism: Phyllotreta striolata
Lineage: Eukaryota; Metazoa; Arthropoda; Insecta; Coleoptera; Chrysomelidae
Source: the annotation of a GenBank genome assembly
UGCCAUCUACGCAAAAUCAAACAUCUUGGCAAGCCUAGGAAUUGACAUGAACAGUUUACGUUUGCUUUGAUGACGAAGUCGUGAAAGUGUUGUUAUAAGAAGGCUCUACGUCCACAAUAAAACAGUGAUAAAAAAAUGAAUUUCACACCGUUCGGCGUCCCGUUGUCGGCCGCUUUGCCGGUAGCCACUCAAUUCACAGCGGGCAAAAUCACGCAGAGCGUCACCACCCCCAACGGGCAAGUGGUGGGCGUCUUGCAAGGGGGCGAAAACGGCGUCCAUUACAUUCGACCGUUGGACGCUAACGCUUUUACGACGGCCACGUCGCAACAGAACCAGAUGUUUCUGCAGGGGACGCAAAUCAUCACUCUACCUAUAACCAUGCCGGGCGCUAAACCGGGGGAUCCCCAACAGACGGUGCAGAUACAAGUGGUCAAUCCCCAACCGGCCCAAAUGUCGCAGGCUAGCCCUCCAAGCUCGCCCAAAUACCAAAUCUCCCAGAUACCCAUCCAGGCAUUCGGACAAGGCGCUACCGUGCUAACAGUGGCUUACAACUCGAACCAGGAAGGAAUACAAAUCUUGGACAGUCAAAACGGUGUACCGGAAGGUAUGACGGUGGUGGCGGCCCUUCAACCGCAAGACAUCCAGCUGAUCCAAGCGCACUCCGAUCAAGACGACGGCGACAAAGACGCCCAGCCGGUGUCGAUAAUAAAAAACGAACUGAAAGACUCGGAGGAAUCGGGCGCGUCGAUCUCACUGCCGGCGCAGUACCUGCAAACCACCAACCUGCACGAGUACAUCCACAAGAUGCAGAACACCACGCUGCCGCUCAGCCUGCAGCAGUUCCUCAAGUUCAACACCGGCGACAUCAAGCGCGAGAUCGUCAACGAGGACGGCAUGGUGGAGACGGUGAGCAUCGCCGCGCACGACGGCAACGGGCAGCUGGUCGUGCAGGAGGGCAAGCCCGACAACGAGGAGCCCGUCGACGAUCCCAAGACCAAGAAGAAGAAGCGCUACAAGAAGCCGCCGAAGCCGAAGAAGCCGAAACCGGGCCAGGUGCACAUCGCGACCGCCCUCGACGGCACGACGCUCUUCUGCUGUCCCGAAUGCCACAUGGCCUAUCCGGAGAAGGAGCUGUUGGAGCAGCACUUGGUCGGCCACAAGAUCGAGCGGCGCUUCAUCUGCGACAUCUGCGGCGCCGGCCUGAAGCGCAAGGAGCACCUCGAGCGGCACAAGCUCGGCCACAAUCCGGAGCGGCCGUUCGUCUGUUCGGUGUGCAUGAAGGGCUUCAAGCGGAAAGAACACCUGAAUUUGCAUUUCGUUAUCCAUUCGGGCGAGAAGACGGAGAUUUGCGGCGAAUGCGGCAAGGGGUUCUAUCGGAAGGAUCAUCUGAGGAAGCACGCCAGGUCGCACGUGACGCGACGGGCCAAGGAGCAGGCGGAGCAGGCCGAGAGGGCCCAAGGGCUGUUGUCUAACGAUCCGCUGUCGGUGAAUACUAGCACGGCUCAAGUUACCAUUAGCGUCGGAGGGGUUCCCACCUCUCAAAUACAAAUUCCCGUACAGAUUCAAGUGCCGCAACACAUCGACGUUGCCAAUUCGAACGAAGAGGAACAGGAAAACGUUGUUAGUACGGUCGUUUUGCCCGCCGCCUCCGAAGGAUUAUCCAUUCUGCCCAAUUAGUGGAAACUGAGAAGUUUUAUUUGAGUUGUAUUUUCAUGUAAAAUUCUUAUUAGUCGAGCGCCAGUCGCCGCAAGCACGGAGGAAGGAUAAUCGGGAGUGUUUGUUUAUGAUACAUCGAGUGGAAGGCGCUCACGUUUGACAGUACGAUUACUUUAUUUUUUAUUAUAGCUAUUUUGUAAAUAUUAAUUUAUUCGAGCGCAUUAUUUGGUUAAGAUCGAAAUUUUCCAAUAACAAACUAGUUGUACAGUAUUAAGUGGGAAGCUUUCGUUUUAAAACUUUAUCGAAACAGGCAGUGCUAUUAAAAAUUCCGUUUUUUUUUUUGAAUACUAGUACCUUUUUAUAGUAAGUUUUUAUGUGUUACAGCAAAGUCAAAACCAACUUUAUUCCGUCCAAUCCAUUUUAAUCUAAGAAAUUUAAUAACUGAAGCUAGUUGAUUGAGCGUCUCGCUUUUUUACUAGCAAUUAAUUAAAAGCUCUCUUUUCUUCAAUUCUUAUUACUAUAAGAUUCUUGGGGGAUAUCCUAAAAUUUGUUAAGUAUACCGAAGGAAAAUGAAAUAUUCUGUUUGUUAAUCAAUCGAUUAUGGUGGAACGGUUACAAAUUAUAACUAGUUAUUUUCGUUCAAGUGCGACAAAUCGAUUUUAAUGCAGGACUAAACAGGCCAAAUAACAAAAUGUUCUGUGAUCGAAUCGAACUUGAUGCGAAAAUAACCGAAUUUUCUUUAUUUUAUUAUUUUAGCGUAACGGCGUUUAAGUUUAUGAUUAUUUAGAGGUAAAGUUUUAUUUAAUUUACAAUUAUUUAAGGAAAUAACGAUUAUUGUACGUGUUUAGUUUUCUUUGCGUUCAAAAUAUGUUUGAUGAAUCGUUCACAAUACAAUAAAAUAAAUUCAUUCAUCUAGGGAUUAAUGUGAUCAACAAUUUUGUAAAAUAAUAAAACACUCAAAAUAUUGUAAAUAUUUAUACAUGUUAAGCCAAUUUAUUAAAAAAUACUAUUGACUAGGUGAUAUCUUUUUAUACUAUUGACAUUCUGAAUUUUAUAAAUGAAUUAA